AAUAAUAAGGCACAAGCAUAUUAGAUCUUUGAACGCUAGACAUCUUCAGCAAUGGGUUAUCACCACUAUCCAUCUCUUUUCUUGUUACUAAUUAUCACUCUGUCAUCAAGCAGCAGCUACACGGUUCAAGCCAAAGCACGCCAUCUUCUUGAAAUAACCUUGCCUGAUCCUGAAUUGCCAAAUCUCCCUGAAAUCCCAACUCUACCUAAGCCUGAAUUGCCUGAAAUUCCGAAACCUGAGCUGCCUACUCUGCCUGAAAUUCCGAAACCUGAGCUGCCAAUACUGCCAAAACCUGAAUUGCCAUCUUUGCCAAUUCCGGAAAUCCCAGAAUUGCCAGGGAAGCCAUGAAUUGAUAUAUAUAUUUCAAUUUCAGACCUCCCAGCUUGUGUUAUCUGAUCUUGUGAUUGUCUUGCUUGUAUCUAUAUAUAUGUGGUAUUGUCUUAAAAAAAUGUGGUAUCGUUUUUCGCUUGUAAUGAUGUUUCUUCUUUGAUGGCUGAUCCAUUUAUCGUUGUACCAUCUAUGUUCCUAGUGGAAUACAAUCUAUAUCGUUGCUAUGAAGUUACGUUGAUA
Lycium barbarum (goji berry) is the source of this 570-nucleotide messenger RNA. RefSeq names its product protein PELPK1-like. The record is from RefSeq and is a predicted model, not a curated record. Lineage: Eukaryota; Viridiplantae; Streptophyta; Magnoliopsida; Solanales; Solanaceae. The transcript has a single exon. Bases 52 to 348 code for a protein of 98 amino acids.